This is a messenger RNA of Cryptomeria japonica (Japanese cedar), 1478 nucleotides long. Its product is annotated as glycolipid transfer protein 1. Gene Ontology annotation, cellular component: membrane; cytoplasm; cytosol. Gene Ontology annotation, biological process: intermembrane lipid transfer; ceramide transport. Lineage: Eukaryota; Viridiplantae; Streptophyta; Pinopsida; Cupressales; Cupressaceae. Gene Ontology annotation, molecular function: ceramide 1-phosphate binding; ceramide 1-phosphate transfer activity. The transcript is spliced from 6 exons. Bases 305 to 925 code for a protein of 206 amino acids. The record is from RefSeq and is a predicted model, not a curated record.
UGUUGGGUUCAUAUUGUCAUUACUUUUAGGGAUUCUAAUAAAUUUAAUGAUGGCCUGUUGGCCCAAUUUAUUUACCGUUGUAGAUGAUCAUCAAUAUUAUUUCAAGUGAGAUCUGGAGGGACACCAAGGCAGGCGUGCUCUGCAUCUCUGUUUUCUUAUACGAGGGGAAGGGGUUAAAUGUGAUUGGGCAUCCAAGUCUAAAUUAAGAAACAACCUGUUCGCUGAAUUCUAGCAAUUCGUUAAGGCCUUGUUAUUUUAGAGCUUCGCUGUCGAACGGGAGUUGAAAUCGAUUGCGUUUACAGGGAUGGCAGAGGGCCAGGGGACAACUCUUUUUACUCCAUCAUUGGAGGCAAUGGCUCAUGUCAAGUCUGCUGAUGACGAUAUGCUCACCAAGCCAUUUUUGGAUGUCUGCCGACUUGUUUUGCCUGUAAUUGACAAGUUUGGUGCAGCCAUGGCACUUGUAAAAUCUGAUGUUGGUGGGAAUAUAUCAAGAUUGGAGGCUAAGUACAAUUCAGAUCCUUCGACAUACCAUUUAUUGUACAAUAUUGUGCGCAAAGAGGUUGAUGAGAAGACGGCUAAGGGUUCUUCUAGUUGCACAAACGGUCUUCUGUGGUUGACAAGGGCCAUGGACUUCAUGGUAGAAUUGUUUCGCAACUUACUUGAGCAUCCAGAUUGGUCAAUGACUGAAGCAUGUACAAAUUCUUAUAACAAGACAUUGAAGAAAUGGCAUGGAUGGAUAGCAAGCACUAGUUUCACUGUGGCCAUGAAACUUGCUCCAGACAGGAAAAAAUUUAUGGAAGUAAUUGGAGGUACUGGUGACAUCACAUCGGACAUGGAAAAGUUUUGUGCAUCCUUUCCAUUGCUGCUUCAAGAAAACCAUAAAUUCUUGAAAAGUGUUGGCUUGGAUGAUUUGAAAGCUUCUUGAGGAGUCAUUCUCUAGGUGUUGGUUUUGUUCAAUGUUAUUUAAAACAUAUGGUUGAUAUGUUUGGCAGAUAAAGAGAGGCCCAUAUAUUAGUUUGUUGGUGAGUUUGUUGGUGAGAGCAUAUUCCAAAGUUUAAUAAGUGGAAAUAUUGUGUGUCUAGCACCAUUAAUUUACCUCUGGGUUGGUUACAUUGUACCUCAAAUUGUAUCUGCCAUUGUUAAUUUGAAUUUAUUAUAUUCUACUUUGUAUUUUCAUAGCUUAUGCUAUUAUCCCUAAAUAAAAGCUGUGAACUAGUAUCCUGGAAAACAUUCCACCACUUCUUGAUCCUAUGUAGUUGCCUUUCACUGAUGUUUGUUCACCGUAGAACAUCAUAAAUUUGUGAGUAAUGUCAGGAGUUAAAACAUGGAAAAACAGAAUCAGUCUCAGGAGUUAAAACUUGGCAAAACAGAAUCAGUCUAUUUUCUGUGUUGGGGUGAUUUGCCUCUUACCCCUCUAUUGGGACCUGAGUUUGUUUCAGCCCAUUGCUAUAAUUCAUUAUAGUUUAUCGAUUGCAAUA